Messenger RNA from Aspergillus nidulans FGSC A4, 4068 nucleotides. RefSeq lists its product as uncharacterized. The record is from RefSeq and is a predicted model, not a curated record. The transcript has a single exon. Lineage: Eukaryota; Fungi; Ascomycota; Eurotiomycetes; Eurotiales; Aspergillaceae. Bases 1 to 4068 code for a protein of 1355 amino acids. Gene Ontology annotation, molecular function: catalytic activity; hydrolase activity.
AUGGCCAAACAAGGUGGCUAUCGGCUUGGAGCCGACGUCGGCGGCACCUUCACAGACGUCUAUGCCUUCACACCAGACAACCAAGUCGCGCGCGCCAAAGUUCCAACUACAGUCGAAGACCAAAGCAUCGGCAUCAAGAACGGGAUCCGCAAGGUCCAACAGGCCCUCAAGGACCGCUUCCCAUGGGACGGCAAGUUCCAGUUCAUCCACCACGGCACAACGGUCGCCACAAACGCCGUCCUUGAAGGCAAGGGCGCGCGAACGGGGCUCAUCGUUACGACCGGCCACAAGGAUAUCCUGGCAGUGCGCAGGUCGCAGAUCCCUGGUGGCCUGGGUGCUUGGCUGCAUUAUACGCCACCGGACCCGAUCGUGCCGCUGGAGCGAGUGAUACAAUGCCAGGAGCGCAUGAGCGUUGACGGGAAGAGCAUUGUGAGAGUGGACGUAGACGCGCUGAGAGAUGACCUGAAGAAGUGGACUGGUGACGAGAAACCGGACGCUGUGGCAAUCUCGUUGCUCAACUCGCAUUGUAAUAACGAGCAUGAGGUUCUGGUGGCGGGGAUUGUGAAGGAAGUGCUAGGUGACGGUGUGACGAUCAUUUCGUCGAGCGAUGUGCUUCGUGAGGUGGGCGAGUAUGAGCGCACACUGACAACGUGCACCAAUGCCCUCGUCAAGCCCGUGGUGCAGACCUAUCUCAGUAACCUGCAAGAUUUGCUCGCCGAGGACGGAAACACGAUCCGUAUUCUUAAGUCUGAUGGUGGCUUGACGAGCUUGGGGCUGGCAGGGGAGCUCCCUGUGAACAUCCUCAUGUCUGGGCCUGCUGGAGGUGUGCAAGGCGUUGCAGACGUCGUCACGCAAAACACGCCAUAUAAGAACCUGAUCACCUUCGACAUGGGCGGCACGUCAACGGACGUCGCCAUUAUCCACCAGGGCAAGCCUCAGCUUCGCCGCGAGACCGUCGUGGGCUCCCUUACUGUGCGCUCGCCAGCCGUCGACAUUCGAACAGUGGGCGCAGGAGGAGGAUCUAUUGCCAAGUACAUGAGCAUCACCGAGACCAUGAGAGUAGGUCCGGAGAGUGCGGGCGCCACUCCAGGGCCUGCCUGCUACAAUAAGGGAGGAAAAGAGCCCACUGUGUCGGACGCCAAUCUGGUGCUGGGUUACCUGCCGGAAAACCUUCUUGGAGGUGAAUUCAAGCUGGACACGGAAUCUGCAAUGGCUGCUGUCGGGGAGAUUGCUGAACAGAUGAAGCUGUCAGUAACCCAAGCCGCUGAGGACAUUGUCAACUUGGUUAAUGAGACCAUGUACGGAGCCCUGCGUCUGGUCUCCGUCGAGCAGGGUUACGACCCAAAAGAGUUCGCCCUCGUUGCCUUUGGGGGCGCAGGUCCCCUUCAUGCCAAUGCGGUCGGCAAGUUACUUGGGGCUUGGCCAGUCAUUGUACCCCCCUCUCCAGGGACUCUGUGUGCCCUAGGCGAUGCUACCACGAGGUUGAGCCACUCUCAGUCACUGUCUUUCAUCCGCCUACUCUCAGCCACGACUUCGAAGAAGGUCAAAGAGCGAUUUGACGAGCUAGAGGCGAUUUGCAAGGAUACAAUGACAACCUCAAAUGGGGGCAGUGUCAUGCCGCUCAACAUCAGCUACCAUCUCGACCUUCGCUACCGCGGCCAAGCACUGAACUUAACGGUUGAGUUAGAGGCUCCAGACCUGCUGCUGGAAGACGGGCCGUGGAGGGAGCUCCUGCAGGCGAAAUUCGACCAGCUUCACGAGCAGCAGUUCAAAUACUGCCUUCCCAACUUCGAGCUCGAGCUGAUGCGCCUCGAGGUUGUUUCUGUCGACGCUUCUCCGGGUAUUGAGGUUCCUCGACUGGCCAAGGCCGAAUCAACUGAGCCUCCUGCCGAUGCAUUGGUCGCGAAAAAGCAGAUUGUCGUCAAGGGACAAGCAAUGGAAGCGGCGCUGUGGGAUCGCGAGAAGAUAAGCCGCCAGGGUGUCCGUGUGGACGGUCCAUGCAUCAUCACCGAGAUGGACAGCAACACCCUGAUUCUUCCAGGUUGUUAUGGCGAAAUUGAUUCCAUUGGGAACAUUCUGAUCCGUCCAUCUGAAGAGGGUCCGAAAGACCAAACCAAGGACGAGACUCCCGAAGCAGCCCUAGAGAUCGUACAGUCAACACCGCUCAUUCCCACACUGGUUGCUUCUGCACUGGCUUCCAUCCGCAGUGAGAUGGACACCCUCAUGCUCCGCUGUAGUAUGUCUCCUGCCAUUCGUGAACAGCAGGACGAAUUCAACGUCAUCACCACCGCCGAAGGCAAGAUGCUUGUUGGCCAGUUUGGCAGCUUCAUCACCCAAUUCCUUAGGGCGUGGAAGGGAACCAUUGAGGAGGGCGAUGUGUUCAUUACCAACGACACGUACAUGAUUGAAGGAGCCGUAACGCAUUUGAACGACGUGAUCGUCCUCUUGCCCAUCUUCUACGAACACAGGCUGAUCGGCUGGGCAUCGCAAUUCGGACACCUGACGGACGUAGGGGGAAUCGUCCCGGGCAGCAUGUCUAUCAAUGCCUCAUCCAUCUUCGACGACGGUGUCCAGAUUCCCUGUAUCAAGCUCUAUACAAAGGGUGUCAUGAACACGGACCUUGUCGGCCUGCUAUGCCGCAAUUCCCGACAGCCCGACUGGUACAGGUCCGAUCUGAUGGCCAUCAUCGCUGCGUGCCGAACCGCCUCCAGCCGUGUCUGUGAGCUUGUCGUCCGCUUUGGAUGCGAGAUCUACCUUGCGGCAUGCAACGAGCUGCUCCUGCGCAACCGCACCGCUAUGGUGAAGAUCAUCGAGUCAGAUUUUGGCGACAAACCAAGCACAUUCACCGACUUUGUCGACGACGACGGCCAUGGCGUUGGGCCCUGGGCCUUAACUUGUACCAUGACUAAGAUCGAGGGCAACCGGCUACUCUUUGACUGGAGCGGAACCUCUCCGCAAAGCGACCAUAGUAUCAACUUUUACCUCUCUGAGACGAUGUUCCGCAUGUUUAUCGGAUACUACAUGAUUGCCUCGGCGGCCCCAGGCACCGUCAUCAACGACGGCUUCCACGACCUAAUCGACAUCCAUAUCCCAGAGGGCUCAAUCUUGAAACCUGUCCGGCCCGCUCCUAUCUCAUGCCGCACACAUAUGAUGGGCAGAACCAUGGAUGUCAUGCAGGCGCUCAUCGGCAUGAGGAACCCAGUCUACGCAGCAGCCGCGGGUUUCAGCGACUCCCCUCAUUUCUUCUACUCCGGCUACAAACCAGACGGCGAAUGGUACCAGUUGUACCAAAUUGGAUUCGGAGGUGUCCCCGCCCGCAAUGCAGGCGACGGUCUCGACUGCCACUGUCUCUUCCCUGCUAUUAAGUCCAUUCCCACGGAGAUAAUAGAGCUGAACUACCCGCUCCGCAUCGAGGCGAACGAGAGCGUAGCCGACAGCGGCGGUGCAGGGUUCUACCGCGGCGGCAAUGCACAACGCACAAACUACCGCUUCUUAGCCCGCGGAGAGUUCAGUAUCCACGAUGACCGGUGGUUCACCAAGCCGUGGGGUAUCCGUGGAGGAAAGCCAGGAGCUCGGUCUCGAAAGAUCCUGUACCGAUACUCCAAGUCGCAGGAUGCUCCGCCAGUCGAGGUCCUCCCCUCGAAGUGUGACCACAUCCGUGUCGACCCGGGUGACCUACUCGAGUGGAUUACCUGGGGAGGUGGUGGCCUUGGGGAUCCAUUGACUCGGCCUGCAGAGAAGGUAGUGCUGGAGGUUCGUCGACACCUGGUGACCAUCCAGGGCGCUCGCGACAACUAUGGCGUUGUGGUUAACCCUGAGAGCCUUGCUGUUGACGAAGCAGAGACUGGAGCAUUGAGGAAAAAAAUGAUGGCUGCUCGGGGUGAGGCAGAUCAGGGAUAUGAUCGCGGCGGGACUCUGGAGCAAUUAAGAGAGUCGUGUCUAAAGGAAACUGGCCUUCCUCCCCCAACACCACAGUGGGAGCAGGAGCUGUAUGGUCCUCACGUGGCACUGCCGUAUGUCCAGGACUGGUAUUCACGCAUGAAAGAGGUCAAGGGGUGGGAACUGUAG